Rhipicephalus microplus (southern cattle tick) is the source of this 726-nucleotide messenger RNA. RefSeq names its product gamma-secretase subunit Aph-1. Gene Ontology annotation, cellular component: membrane. Gene Ontology annotation, biological process: protein processing; positive regulation of catalytic activity. The record is from RefSeq and is a predicted model, not a curated record. NCBI's taxonomy places the organism in Eukaryota, Metazoa, Arthropoda, Arachnida, Ixodida, Ixodidae.
AUGACGGCUCGUGAAAGCCUGGGAUACGGCCUGAUGGGCUUCGGACCGGCGCUGUCGAUGUUCGCGCUGACAAUCGCGCGACACCCGAGCCGAGUCGUGGUGCUGCUCCUGUCCUCUUUCAGCUGGAUACUGCCGCUGCUGCUGUCCUCGCUCGCCUGGUUCGUGCUCUCGCCGCUCGGCUCAUCCCUGGACGUGGUCGUGGCCAUCGCCGUGCUCUUCCAGGAGGGCGCCCGACUCGCCACCCUACAGGCGCUGCGCAAGGCGGACUGCUCGCUCAAGUUGGCUGCGCUCGCCGGAGAUGCGCAACUCGCUCGGAGCAGGGCUGCGCUGGCGUACGCUUCGGGCCUCGGCUUCGGCGUCGCCAGUGGCGCCUGCUCACUGCUCAACCCGCUGGCGGACAUUGCCGAUGCGGGAGUUCCUCCCGGUGUCGUGGGUACCGCCAAGAGCAUUCCUGAAUCGUUCAUCCUGGCGUCGGCAUUGACCACGGCCAUUCUGACGGCGCUGCACACCCUGUGGAGCGUGGUCGCCUUCCAAGCCCUGUGCCUUCAGAGUACGCUGCUGAUCGCCUUCGCGCUAGUAGCACACAUGUUCGCUUCAGGCGCCACGCUGAUGAACACGAGCGGACACUUCGGCGUACUGCUGGCCGCCAUCGUGGGCCUCCUCUUUUUGACGGCCGCCGUGGCGUUCGUCGUAACCAGCGGCCAGGCCGGUCGCGCCUGGUCCUGA